CGUCAAGGAAAGACCAACGAACCUCCGCAUAUAGCCAACGAGAAUGCGCCACUGUAAACAUGUAUAGGCAGUUCUUUAACGCGUCUUCCAUUGCAUGGGAUAGGCCUAAACAAUCCUGACAGAAAACAUCACGUCCUCAAACCAGUCACGUGCGCCGAAGACCAGAAGCAUGCCGAAACAAGAUUCCCUAUUCUACGACGCAGUGGCGGAGGCGGAUAACCCCGCCAUGCUGGCGGUGGACUUCCAUCACCCAUAUACACCAUAUUCCAUUCAAGAAGACUUUAUGCAGACGGUCUAUUCCGUCCUCGAGCGCGGCGACUCCAGCGUCGGGAUCCUCGAAUCGCCAACAGGGACGGGAAAAUCCCUAUCGCUCAUCUGUGCCUCAUUGACAUGGCUGAGGGAAUACAAGCGCCAAUGCUUUGAAGAGUGGAUGAAGAUGGAUAGCAACGAGGAAGACGAGCCUGAGUGGGUUAUUGAGGCCGCCAAGGCGCGGAAGAGGAAAGAGCUGCUAAGACAUCGGGAGGAUAUGGAGAAGAGGCUCGAGAAUGCGCGGAAGAAAGAGGCGGCGAUGAAAAAAAGGAUGUUGGGGGAAAGUAAAGGCGGGAAGAGGAGGAGAGUUGAAGAAGGUGGUCUGGGGAUGGAGAAACUGGAUGAUGAGGAGCAGUUCGCGCUUGAUGACUAUGAGAGCGAUAGGAAAGCAGACGGUGCUUCGAAGUCGGGAAGUGCGGCGGGUGGGCUUUCGGCGGAGACGCUGGCGUUGAUGGAUAAACUUGGGGUGGGUUAUGGGAAGGCGAGGGAAGAGGAGGAGGAGGAAGUCGAUGAGGAGAUUAAGAUCUUUUACUGCUCGCGCACGCAUUCUCAACUGACGCAGUUCAUAAACGAGUUACGCCGUGUUAAGAUUCCGCCUGCUCUGCAACCGGAACCUGCGCCCGUUAAGCCAUUACUGGGAGAGGAAUUCAAACACCUGACGUUGGGAUCCAGGAAGAACCUCUGUAUCAACCCAUCAGUCAACAAGCUGCGAUCGGCGACGGCGAUUAACGAGCGGUGUAUGGAACUACAGCAAUCCGGCACAGCAACAGAUAAGAAAUGCUGCUUUCUCCCCAACCAACAGAACCAACCUCUUGUCAACGACUUCCGCGACCACGCACUCGCAACGAUACGUGAUAUCGAGGAACUAGGGGACCUAGGCAAGGAGAUGAAGAUAUGCCCCUACUACGCUUCACGAUCCGCCAUCAAACCCGCGGAGAUAGUGACACUACCAUAUCCAUUACUGCUCCAAAAGAGCGCGCGAGAAGCGCUGGGGGUGAGCGUCAAGGGUCACGUUGUGAUCGUGGACGAGGCGCACAAUCUCAUGGAUGCUAUUGCCGGGAUAUACGGGAUCACAGUUUCGCUAAGCCAGUUGAAGCGGUCAAGAGCGCAGAUUGGGCAGUAUCUGCAGAGAUUCAGGAAUAAACUCAAGGGAAAGAAUAGGGUGUAUGUGGCGCAGGUUGUGAGGUUGAUUGAUUCGUUAGCGCAGUUUCUUGAUGGGAAGGUUGGUCAGAAGGGGGAGAUGGUUGUGGAACCGAGUGAGCUGUUGGUGGGGAAGGGGGUGGAUCAGAUUAAUCUCUAUAAGCUGAUGAGAUACUUGCAGGAUUCUAAGCUUGCUAGGAAGGUUGAGGGAUAUAUCAUUUUCGCGGAAGGUGCUGCUGCGGAUAACGGCAAUCCAGCUGCGAAGGCAAGGAAGCCAGAUGCAACAUCUGAAGCAGCAACACCAACGCUGCAACAUAUACAAUCCCUACUGGUAGCGCUCACGAACCCAUCCAAGGAGGGAAGACUCUUCUAUGCCAAAGACCCAGAAACUUCCGACAUCGUCCUCAAAUACAUGCUCCUCGACCCUACCCACCACUUCCAAGAGAUCGUCUCCGAAGCCCGAGCUGUGAUCCUCGCAGGCGGAACCAUGUCUCCCAUGGCAGACUACACGUCUCACCUACUAUCCUAUUUACCAGCAGAGCGAAUCACGACUCUCAGCUGUGGGCAUGUCAUCCCCAAGGAAAACCUGCUUGCUUGGACUUUAUCAAAAGGGCCUACUGGGAAACCAUUCGAGUUUACAUUCAGCAAACGCGCGGGCCGCGAGGGGGAGGAGAUGAUAGAUGAACUCGGCCGCGCUGUGCUGAAUAUCUGCACCAUCGUCCCCGACGGCAUUGUUGUUUUCUUCCCCAGCUACUCCUACCUAGACACUGUGAUCAAGCGAUGGGAGGUUAUUCUUGAACCCGGCAGGCCUAGCAUCUGGGAGAGGCUAGGCAAGAGGAAGGCGCUAUUUAGGGAAGCUAAAGAUGCUAAAGUCGGAGCGGAAUACGUGCUCACUGAAUAUGCUAAGGCUAUUGAUGGGAAUCAAGGCGGAUUACUCCUCAGUGUUGUGGGAGGGAAAAUGAGCGAGGGUAUUAAUUUCAGCGAUCGUCUCGGGCGCUGCGUUGUCAUCGUUGGACUACCAUACCCCAACAUAAUGAGCGGGGAAUGGAAAGCGAAGAUGUCCUAUAUCGAGACUGCGACAAUCGAACGUCUAGAAGCCGCUGGUGAAGGCACCACAUCCAGUCGACAAGCUGCUGGGAAGGCAGAGGCGAGGGAGUUUUACGAGAACGCAUGUAUGAGGGCUGUUAAUCAGAGUGUGGGCCGCGCAAUUAGGCAUAAGAAUGAUUUUGCGUCUAUUAUCAUAGUGGAUGGGCGGUUUGGAAAGGAGGGGAUUAGGAGGAAGUUGCCAGGAUGGAUUCGAGAUGGGUUGGUGGAGGGGUGUGAGGGGAGGGGGUUUGGGGAGUUGAUGGGGGGGCUUGGAACGUUUUUUAGGGGUAAGAAGGUGCCCUAG
This is a messenger RNA of Pseudogymnoascus destructans, 2839 nucleotides long. RefSeq names its product syntenic (gene CHL1). Gene Ontology annotation, biological process: establishment of sister chromatid cohesion; nucleobase-containing compound metabolic process. Bases 170 to 2839 code for a protein of 889 amino acids. Gene Ontology annotation, molecular function: DNA binding; ATP binding; DNA helicase activity. Gene Ontology annotation, cellular component: nucleus. The transcript has a single exon. Lineage: Eukaryota; Fungi; Ascomycota; Leotiomycetes; Thelebolales; Thelebolaceae. The record is from RefSeq and is a predicted model, not a curated record.